AUGGAGCCUGCGGUGCUGGCUCCGCACAGCCUCCCACACCACGAACCCAUCAGCUUCGGCAUCGAUCAGAUCCUGAGCGGCCCCGAGCCCCCGGGGGGCGGCGGCCUAGGCCCGGGUCGUCCGGGCCAGAGCCACGGAGAGAGCGUUGCAUUCUCAGGUGGAUUCCACGGAGCCUCAGGCUACGGUCCCGCGGGCUCCCUGACCCCGCUGACCAGUAGCUCCGGAGUGGGACCCGGCGGCGUGAUCCGCGUCCCAGCGCACCGCCCGCUGCCCGUGCCGCCGCCCACGGGUGGGGCCCCAGCCGGGCCUGGGCCCUCGGGGCUGGGCGGCGCUGGGGGCCUGGCGGGACUCACUUUCCCCUGGAUGGACAGCGGCCGCCGCUUUGCCAAGGAAAGGCUCACGGCUGCGCUCUCGCCCUUCUCCGGGACGCGCCGCAUAGGCCACCCUUACCAAAACCGGACUCCGCCGAAGAGGAAGAAGCCGCGCACGUCCUUUUCCCGCUCCCAGGUGCUGGAGCUGGAGCGGCGCUUCCUACGCCAGAAGUACCUGGCCUCGGCGGAGCGGGCGGCCCUGGCCAAGGCCCUGCGCAUGACCGACGCGCAGGUCAAGACCUGGUUCCAGAACCGACGCACCAAGUGGCGGCGCCAGACGGCCGAGGAGCGCGAGGCGGAGCGGCACCGCGCAGGCCGGCUGCUCCUGCACCUGCAGCAGGACGCGCUGCCCCGGCCACUGCGGCCGCCGCUGCCCCCGGACCCGCUCUGCCUGCACAACUCGUCGCUCUUCGCGCUGCAGAACCUGCAGCCCUGGGCCGAGGACAACAAAGUGGCUUCGGUGUCCGGGCUGGCUUCAGUGGUGUGA
Jaculus jaculus (lesser Egyptian jerboa) is the source of this 858-nucleotide messenger RNA. RefSeq names its product T cell leukemia homeobox 2 (gene Tlx2). The record is from RefSeq and is a predicted model, not a curated record. Bases 1 to 858 code for a protein of 285 amino acids. Gene Ontology annotation, biological process: regulation of transcription by RNA polymerase II; animal organ development. NCBI's taxonomy places the organism in Eukaryota, Metazoa, Chordata, Mammalia, Rodentia, Dipodidae. Gene Ontology annotation, cellular component: nucleus. Gene Ontology annotation, molecular function: RNA polymerase II cis-regulatory region sequence-specific DNA binding; DNA-binding transcription factor activity, RNA polymerase II-specific. The transcript has 3 exons.